Rhinolophus ferrumequinum (greater horseshoe bat) is the source of this 5056-nucleotide messenger RNA. It is a transcript of the gene KRAS, whose product is annotated as KRAS proto-oncogene, GTPase. The record is from RefSeq and is a predicted model, not a curated record. Gene Ontology annotation, cellular component: plasma membrane. The coding region runs from base 144 to 827 and encodes 227 amino acids. Gene Ontology annotation, molecular function: GDP binding; GTP binding; GTPase activity. Lineage: Eukaryota; Metazoa; Chordata; Mammalia; Chiroptera; Rhinolophidae. The transcript has 7 exons. Gene Ontology annotation, biological process: Ras protein signal transduction.
GGUGGCGGCGGUGGCGGCUACUCGGCCAGUACUCUCGGCCCCCGCCAUUUCGGACGGGGAGCGAGCGCGGUGCAGGCACUGAAGGCGGCGGCGGGGGCCAGAGGCUUGGCGGCUCCCAGGUGCGGGAGAGAGGCCUGCUGAAAAUGACUGAAUAUAAACUUGUGGUAGUUGGAGCUGGUGGCGUAGGCAAGAGUGCCUUGACGAUACAGCUAAUUCAGAAUCACUUUGUGGAUGAAUAUGAUCCUACGAUAGAGGAUUCCUACAGGAAACAAGUAGUAAUUGAUGGAGAAACCUGUCUCUUGGAUAUUCUCGACACAGCAGGUCAAGAGGAGUACAGUGCAAUGAGGGACCAGUACAUGAGAACUGGGGAGGGCUUUCUUUGUGUAUUUGCCAUAAAUAAUACUAAAUCAUUUGAAGAUAUUCACCAUUAUAGAGAACAAAUAAAAAGAGUUAAAGACUCUGAAGAUGUUCCUAUGGUCCUAGUAGGAAAUAAAUGUGAUUUGCCUUCUAGAACAGUAGACACAAAACAGGCUCAGGACUUAGCAAGAAGUUACGGAAUUCCUUUUAUUGAAACAUCAGCAAAGACAAGACAGAGAGUGGAGGAUGCUUUUUAUACAUUGGUGAGAGAGAUCCGACAAUACAGAUUGAAAAAAAUCAGCAAAGAAGAAAAGACUCCUGGCUGUGUGAAAAUUAAAAAAUGCAUUGUAAUGGGUGUUGAUGAUGCCUUCUAUACAUUAGUUCGAGAAAUUCGAAAACAUAAAGAAAAGAUGAGCAAAGAUGGUAAAAAGAAGAAAAAGAAGUCGAAGACAAAGUGUAUAAUUAUGUAAAUACAAUUUGUACUUUUUUCUUAAGGCAUACUUAAGUAAAAGUGGUAAUUUUUGUACAUUACACUAAAUUAUUAGCAUUUGUUUUAGCAUUACCUAAUUUUCUUUCUGCUCCAUCCAAACUGUUAGCUUUUAUCUUGAAUGCUUAUUUUAAAAUGACAGUGGAAACUUUUUUCCUCUAAGUGCCAGUAUUCCCUGAGUUUUGGUUUUUGAACUACAAAAAAAGAAACUGUAUACCUGAGAUUUCUGUCUUGGGAUUUUUGGUGCAUGCAGUUUAUUACUUCCUAUUUUUCUUACCAAUUGUGAACUUUGGUGUGAAACAAAUUAAUGAAGUUUUGAAUCAUCCCUAUUCUGUAUUUUAUGUAGUCACAUAUAUGGAUUAAUUACUAAUUGUAACUUCAGUUGAGAUUUCAUGAUUGGUUUUACCGAAACAUUGAGGGAACACGAAUUUCUGGGCUUCCUGUAGAUUCAUCUUGUAGGCAUCAUGUCCUCUAGUUUCAGUCAUGCUUAAUGAAUGUAAAGUUACACUGUUCACAAAAGUUUCUUCCUCUUUCCACUGGUAUUUGUCAUAGUCAUGUUCCCCCAAAUAUUAUAUUUUUUCUAUAAAAAUGGAAAAAAUGGAAAAAAAUACAAGGCAAUGGGAAAUAUUAAAAGGCCAUUUACUUUCCACAUUAGAUAAAUUCCUAUAAUACUCUGAAUAGCUUUUCCUGCUAAGGCAGACCCAGUAUGUAAUAAAGAUUAGCAACCAUUUGGGGGCUAUAUUUACAUGCUACUAAAUUUUUGUAAUAAUUGAAAACAUUUUUAAAUGUAUAAAAAUUCUCAUAGGAAUUAAAUGUAGUCUCCCUGUGUCAUAUUGCUUUUGCUUUAGCAUAACUUGAAAUCUUUUCUUGAAGUUCAGUCUUUCAAAAUAAUUUUAAUUCUGGUAGUGAUUUUAAAGAUCACUUGGGCCAAUUAGCUUAGGGGGUGUUGAAAAGACCAAGGUUGAAGGCGAGACACUGUGUGAACUUUGAGCUUCUUUGAGAGUUUCAUAGUACAGACUGCAUCCCGAUAGUCUCCCACUGUUGUCAUGCGUUGUUUGGUCAAAAAUGGGGACUAGGAGGGACUUUGACUAGCUCAGCAAGAUACAUUCUCACUAUGUGGUGGUUCUCCUAACAGGUCGGGAACAUCACUUAAAAAAAAUACAACAGAACUUAAAAAAAAAAUUAUUUUAAAUGAGAUUUUGGGGUGGGGGGUAGGGCAAGACUUUAAUUGUUUUUAAACAAUGAAGUGAAAAAGUUUCAAAGUCUCCAGUAUUUCAUAAAUACUUUACAAGUCCUAUAUUUAAGAAUAUCUAAUGCUUAAAAUAGAUAAAUUGACAAAAUGAUUCUUUCUGUGCAUUUAAAAUGUUUUACUUAUUUUAAAAUGUUCGAAGUGAGAUGGUAUGAAAAUAUCACUGGACCAGGAGGAAGGUGACUUAGAUUUUUUUAUAACUCCGAUUUGGGGCAAAUCACUUACUAUCCAUUUCUUCAUGUUAAAAGAAGUCAUCUCAAGGCUAUAUAGCUAGCCUUACAACCAUGUGAUUUACAUUCAGUUUACAUAAAAAUAUACCUGUUUGUCAGUCUCAGCACAAUCUGUAACUUUUACCUGUGUUAUCAUCUUUAGUGCCAGUCUUAGGCAAAAUUGUGCAAGAGGUGGAGUUUAUUUUUGAAUACCCUCCGUCCUAUUUCAGGACUCCUCUCCCAUAUUAGUGCCAUCUUGCCUGCCUACCCUUCUCCAUGCCCCAUGACCUGAUUCUCUUUCUUUUAAUACUUCUAAUUCCCCUAACCUCAAGAUUUAUUGCUGCUUUGGAUAUCUUCUGGAAAGCUUCCUACCAGGUCACAUCAAAAUGCCCUACAUCUUAUUUCCUCUAGCUGUACAUCAUUUGACAGAUACUAUAAUGGCAAUUGACCUAAUAGGUAAUUUUCAGGUGGUGGAUACAGCAGUUUAAUCUUGAUCAUCUCUUUGCUGUCUGGUCCAUUAUUGACUACGUAGGAAUUUUCAUGCAGUGAGUAGACAGAACCCUCUCCAGUGGAAGAAUUUAAUAAAGGUAGUGCUGAAAGAAUUCCUUAGAUAAUCUAUAAUUAGGAUUAGCCUGGGUAACAGUGAUACAUUGUGUUUUUUUAAUAACUAAAAUCUUACAAUGAAAAAUACUUUAAAUUUUAAUGCAUUUACUUUUUAGCACAGUUCUUUUAUUCAACAAAUAUUUGAGUGCCUACUAAGUGCCAGGCACGACACAAGGCACUGGGGAUAUUAUGGUAUAAGGGACAUAAUGUAUAUCGUAAAGUAGCACUUAUAUUCUAGCGUGGCGUAUAAUAUCUUCGUGAGGCAUUUGGCACAUGACCCAGAGAAAACAUAAUGCAUAUUUUAGUUUUGUAAGGAAGGGAUUUGGUCUCUAAGGUUUCUUCCAGUUCUGGAGUAAUCAUUUUGCUCUGAUUCCAGUGUAACUUUAGUCAAGCUUCUUUAUAUGUCACCUUACUGCAUUGUUUUAAAGGAGUAAACUUGAUUGUAUUUUUAUUUGGCAUAAUUGUGUGAUGCUAUUGGAACAGUUAUAGUACACAUUAAGUUGUAUGUCAGAUAAUACUAAAAUUCCCAAGUAUGUACUACUCUAGUUCGUCUCUUUGUACAAGUAAUUAAAAUAGACUUUUAAAAUCAAAUAUUGAAUUCUAAAAUAGUUUUGUUUAUCUGGGUCUGAAUAAACAGAGGCCUGAACUAAUUCACAGAAAAGGAAGCUUGUGUAAAAAUCAAUGACUUCUGAAAUUCUAUGCUAAACUAUAGAUUCAUGGAACAUUAGGUAGGAUGUUAAGACUUAACAUAGUACCUCUUAUUUUUACACAAGAAAAAGAAAUGGCCAUACUUCAAUAAUCACAGUCCAUAACUGAAUGAGGGGAUUUUUAGGACUCUUGGAUUUUUGAUGUAGCUGGGCAAUUUUUUUCAGGCAGUGGUAAUGAUCCUUUAUUAUGUGAAUUUUGAAUGAUUUGACAAAAGGUUUGUUUUUAUAGAUUUUAAAAGGGGAGAGAUGAUCUUAGAAAUAACAUCAAUGCUAUCUAAUUAAUACAGCCUUAAAGGUAAAAAUCUUUGUUGAAGUUGAAAAACAUUGCUAAAUUACAUAGUCUUAGUCAUUAACAUGUUUGUGGAAGAAUGUAGCAGAAGUAUGUAGUAUAAUUUGAGUGACUAUUCCCAAUUAGGAAUUCUAGGCUCUAUUUUAAUUGAAUCACACUGCACAGGAAUUUAGAACUUGACUUUUAUUAGAGGUUAUCAAAACCUUUGCCACCAUUGCACAAUUUUGUCCUAAUAUAUAGAGAAACAUUGUGUUAAGUUGCAGUUUGCACAAGUUCAUCUCAUUUGUAUUCCAGUGAUUUUUUUUUCUAGCCAUUUUUUUCUAGUUUUUUUUUGUAGGCAGUAAAAACUGUAUUUACAUUUGUCAAAAAUAGUUUCUUGAUGAUUCUUAAUUUUUAACCCAUCAGUUACUAUAAAACUGAAUUUAUAUUUAAUAACUUCUGUGUUAAUAUUGGGUAGCAUGAAAUCUGCAUUGGUAAACUGAACAGCAUACAACUAGUAGCUAUAAAUUCCUUUAGAAAAGGAAAAUUAUUUCUUUCUAGAUAUAUUCAUAUCAGCUCUCAUAGUCACAACUAGAUUAAUACCUACUUUAGUUUAAUAGUUUUAAGUGCCUGUUUGGGAUGAUGCUAGGUAAUUUAGGUGAAUUUAGGAAAAACAAAGUUAUUACCUGCAGAAAUAUCAAUUACAGAGGCCCCCCCUCCCCAUAUAGCAAAAUGGGUUAUGUAAUGUUUUAUUCAAAAGUUUCCAGUUCCACUGUCUUGUGUUUUCAUGUUGAAAAUACUUUUGCAUUUUUCCUUUGAGUGCCAAUUUCUUACUAGUACUAUUUCUUAAUGCAACAUGUUUACCUGGAAUGUAUUUUAACUAUUUUUGUAUAGUGUAAACUGAAACAUGCACAUUUUGUAUAUUGUGCUUUUUUUUUUUGUGGGACAUAUGCAGUGUGAUCCAGUUGUUUUUCCAUCAUUUGGUUGCGCAGACCUAGGAAUGUUGGUCAUAUCAAACAUUAAAUUUAAAAAUGACCACUCUUUUAAUUAAAAUUAACUUUUAAAUGUUUAUAGGAGUAUGUGCUGUGAAGUGAUCUGAAAUUUGUAAUAUUUUUGUCAUGAACUGUACUGCUCCUAAUUAUUGUAAUGUAAUAAAAAUAGUUAUGGUGACUAUGA